AUGUCCUCUCCGGCCUCAUCCUUCCACCUCGACACCAGCGAGCUCAAGGCCGAUCUGAACAUCGCCAGUCUCGGCCUCGAACCCCGCCGAUUGGGUGUUAGCUGGAAGGACCUGACCGUGACCGCCGACGCCACCAACGCCACUAUUCAUAACAACUUCUUCUCACAGUACAACAUCUUCCAAAAGCUGCGCGACUCCCGCCGCAAGCCGCCCGUCAAAACCAUACUCGACAACUCCCAUGGCUGUGUCAAGCCAGGUGAGAUGCUCUUGGUGUUAGGCCGCCCCGGCUCAGGCUGCACGACGCUUCUCAGCGUGCUGGCCAACCGCCGCCGGGGCUGCGCCAGCGUCACGGGCGACGUCUGGUACGGGUCUAUGUCGGCUGCUGAGGCUGAGCAAUACCGCGGGCAGAUUGUUAUGAACACGGAAGAGGAGCUGUUUUUCCCAUCUCUAACAGUUACCCAAACAAUUGACUUUGCCACGAGGCUGAAGGUGCCAGCCAACGAAGGGGUCUCGCAGGAGGAGCUGCGUCAGAAGAUGCAGGACUUUCUGCUAAAGUCCAUGGGAAUGAGCCACACGCGUAAUACAAAGCUCGGGAACGAGUUUAUUCGGGGUGUGUCUGGCGGCGAGAGGAAGCGCGUAUCUAUCAUCGAGUGCCUGUCCACGCGUGGGGCAGUCUUCUGUUGGGAUAACAGCACUCGCGGGUUGGAUGCGAGCACAGCCCUCGAAUGGGCCAAAGCUAUCCGCACCUUAACCGACACGCUCGGCCUGGCCACGAUCGCAACGCUCUACCAGGCCGGCAACGCCAUUUACCACCUCUUUGACAAAGUCCUUCUCCUCGAUGGCGGCAAGCAGAUCUUCUACGGCCCCAUCAAGGAUGCCCGCCCGUUCAUGGAAAGCCUAGGCUUCGCCUGCCAGGAGGGCGCCAACGUGGCCGACUUUUUGACGGGCGUGACUGUCCCGACUGAGCGCCGGAUCCGGCCAGGUUACGAGCUCACCUUUCCGAGGACUGCUGAAGAGGUCAAGGAGGCGUACGAGAAGUCGUCCAUCUAUGGGCGCAUGCGCAGAGAGUGCGAUUAUCCUUUUACCGAAGAGGCCAGAGAGAACACAGCGCGCUUCAAGCAGACUGUAGCCGCCGAGAAGCACACCCAGCUCCCUCGCGACAGCCCCCUGACCGUCAGCUUCACCGAACAAGUCAAGGCCUGCGUCAUGCGCCAAUACCAAAUCGUUUGGGGCGACAAGACAAGCUUUCUUGUCAAGCAGCUCUUCACCAUCAUGCAAGCGCUAGUCAUGGGCUCGCUGUUUUACAACGCGCCAGACAACUCAAGCGGACUGUUUGGCAAGAGCGGUGCGCUGUUCUUCUCCUUGCUGUACAACGCCUUGCUGUCCAUGACUGAGGUGUCGAAUUCGUUCAGUGGCCGAUCGAUCCUAAUCAAGCAUCGGUACUUUGCGCUGCACCAUCCGGCUGCGUUUUGUGUCGCCCAAAUUGCGGCCGAUAUUCCGCUGGUAUUCUUCCAGAUCUCGGUCUUUUCCGUGAUUAUGUACUUCCUGGUUGGUCUUGAGGCCAGCGCGGGCGUCUUCUUUACGUAUUGGCUCAUCCUGGCCGUAACGACGGUGUGCAUGACGGCGCUAUUUCGGGCCAUCGGCGCGUCCUUUUCGGCAUUCGAUGGUGCUGCGAAGAUGGCUGGUUUGACAAUUACUUCGGCCAUGAUGUACACGGGAUAUAUGGUCCAGAAGCCGCAGAUGCAUCCGUGGUUUGUGUGGAUUUACUGGAUUAAUCCGCUGGCGUAUGCGUUUGACGCGUUGCUGUCGAAUGAGUUCCAUGGGAAGAUAAUUCCGUGUGUUGGGAACAACUUGGUCCCCAACGGGCCCGGCUAUUCGGACGCAGCGCGUCAGUCGUGCGCUGGCGUCCCAGGAGCAGUUCAGGGGCAGACUUUUCUCACCGGCGACCAGUAUCUGGCUGCUUUGACCUACAGCCACACCCACAUCUGGCGCAAUGUUGGCAUCAUCGUCGCCUUCUGGGCUCUCUUCGUCAUCUGGACUGUCAUUUCGACCAGCAGAUGGCGCGCCCCGACCGAAGGAGGCUCGACUCUCCUUAUCCCCCGGGAAUGCUCCAAACCCCUCAAACAGGACGAAGAAGCCCCAGCUGAGAAGAGCCCAAUUACCCACUCACGUGCUCAACUCACCAGUCACAACCAACUCCUUCGCACAACCUCCCUCCUCACCUUCCAAUCCCUCUCUUACAUCCUUAAAUCCCCUCACGGUGAUGGCGACCUCACUCUCCUGUCCAACAUCCAAGGCUGGGUCAAGCCGGGCAUGCUCGGCGCCCUAAUGGGCGCGUCCGGUGCCGGCAAAACCACGCUUCUUGACGUCCUCGCGCAGCGCAAAACCGACGGCGUCGUCACCGGCUCUAUUCUGGUUGAUGGUCGGCCAUUGCCACUGGCGUUUGCGCGUUCGGCAGGGUACUGCGAACAGUUGGACGUGCAUGAGCCGUGGGUAACGGUUAGGGAGGCGCUGGAGUUCUCUGCGCUGACGAGGCAGGGUAGGAAUGUGUCGCGGAAGGAGAAGUUAGAGUAUGUGGAGAGAGUGAUUGAGCUUCUUGAACUUCAGGAUCUGGCAGACACUCUGAUCGGGACGCCAGGAAACGGGUUGAGUGUCGAGCAGAGGAAGAGAGUCACAAUCGGGGUCGAGCUGGUCGCAAAGCCAAGUAUCGUGCUGUUUUUGGACGAGCCAACAUCCGGCUUGGACGGGCAGGCAGCGUAUAACACGGUGCGGUUUCUUCGGAAACUGGCGGAUGCGGGACAGGCGGUGCUGGUGACGAUUCAUCAGCCUUCAGCGCAAGUUUUUGGGCUGUUUGAUGCGCUUUUGUUGUUGGCGCCAGGGGGGAGGACAGCGUUCUUUGGGGAGAUGGGACCGAAUGGGUCCCGGGUGAGGGACUACUUCGCCCGAUACGGCGCCCCGUGUCCUGAGGAUGCUAAUCUGGCAGAGCAUAUCAUUGACGUUGUGUCUGGCCGCCCGCCUUCCCAAGGCAAGGACUGGGCUGAGACCUGGCUCUCCUCCCCCGAGCACGCAGCCGUCACACGCGAACUUGACACUCUCAUCGCCACCGCAGCCGCCAAGCCACCCCAACCCCUCCCCGACGAUUCCCAUGAGUAUGCCCUCCCCCUCUGGGAGCAAAUCAAGCUCGUCACGUCCCGUACUUCACUUUCGUUGUACCGUAACACCCCCCACCUGAACAACAAACUCAUGAUGCACCUCGUUUGCGCGCUCUUCAAUGGGUUCACUUUCUUCCAGAUCGGCGACUCCCUUUCUGACCUCCAGCUCCGCGUCUUUUCGGUGUUUAAUUUCGUAUUUGUGGCUCCCGGUGUGAUCAACCAGAUGCAGCCUCUUUUCUUGCAACGCCGUGCGCUAUUCGAGGGGAGGGAGCAUAAGUCAAGGAUGUACUCUACGAUAGCGUUUGUGACAGCCGUGAUAGUGGCUGAAAUCCCGUACCUCAUUCUCUGUGGCGUGGUGUACUUCACGGCAUGGUACUUUACCGCUGGCUUCCCCAUCUCCCCUUCUCGAUCUCUCGCGACCCUGCUCACAAUGCUUCUGUUUGAACUAGUUUACACUGGGAUAGGACAGUUUGAGGCAGCUGCUGCGCCGAACGAACUCUUUGCUGCUCUAACAAACCCUGUCGUAUUGGGUUUACUCAUUUCAUUUUGUGGAGUGCUAGUUCCCUAUGCGCAGAUGGCUUCUUUUUGGAAACAUUGGAUGUACUGGAUUAACCCGUUUACGUAUCUCGUUGGUGCGAUGAUGGUGUUUGGGCUGUGGAAGCAGGAGGUUAUGUGUAAACCCGAAGAGCUGGCGGUUUUGAAGGCACCUGGGAAUUUGACGUGUGGGGAGUAUUUGGCAGGCUAUCUCAAGGGCAUGGGAACUGGCGCCAGACUGUUGGAUCCAGACGCUGUUGGGGAGUGUCGGGUAACCUUUGAUAGAGCGGAUGCUGUAUCCGUCGCCAAGAACACAAGAGGUCAAGACAAGCUCGCCAAGGCCCAACGGCGUCAGGCCAAGCCGACGAACGCUGGCGGUCUUACGCUAGCUCGAUCUUCAGACGUGGGGGGCCCCCUGUUCAUAGUCUCAGUUCUGCCAUUUGAGGCUCAAUGA
Messenger RNA from Thermochaetoides thermophila DSM 1495, 4140 nucleotides. Its product is annotated as ATPase-like protein. Lineage: Eukaryota; Fungi; Ascomycota; Sordariomycetes; Sordariales; Chaetomiaceae. Gene Ontology annotation, cellular component: membrane. Gene Ontology annotation, molecular function: ABC-type transporter activity; ATP binding; ATP hydrolysis activity. Bases 1 to 4140 code for a protein of 1379 amino acids. The record is from RefSeq and is a predicted model, not a curated record. The transcript is spliced from 3 exons. Gene Ontology annotation, biological process: transmembrane transport.